This is a messenger RNA of Phragmites australis (common reed), 2492 nucleotides long. Its product is annotated as wall-associated receptor kinase 2-like. The transcript is spliced from 3 exons. Gene Ontology annotation, molecular function: polysaccharide binding; ATP binding; calcium ion binding. NCBI's taxonomy places the organism in Eukaryota, Viridiplantae, Streptophyta, Magnoliopsida, Poales, Poaceae. Gene Ontology annotation, cellular component: plasma membrane. Bases 102 to 2345 code for a protein of 747 amino acids. Gene Ontology annotation, biological process: protein phosphorylation; cell surface receptor signaling pathway. The record is from RefSeq and is a predicted model, not a curated record.
CGGCGCAGGAAGUUUUGCCCAUAUAAUGCCCCCACCGUCUCAGAGGCGCAGCUGCCAAGCGCUCCAUCUGAGCUGAGCACAUACAACUAACUAGUCUACUCAUGCGGUUUCACGUAUUGCUCGCUGUGCUAUGGCUCACCCCAGCGACAAUGCUCCCCGCCUUUGGGGCCCUCCCACAGCCUAGCAGCAACUGCAAGAGAAAAUGCGGCCAAGUAGAUAUCCCUUACCCGUUCGGCAUCGGGCCUGACGACUCGCCUGACCACUGCGCCUUGCCCGGCUUCAACCUGAGCUGCGACGACGCCAGCCUCAAGCCAUUUUAUUAUAAUGUGGAGGUACAGAGCAUCUCACUGCUGAAAGGUCAGGCACGGAUGUUCAACCAAAUCUCCUCUUUUUGCUACAACCCCAAAUCUCAGAACAUGGAACCAGAUACCUGGCAGUUGAACUUCACCGACACGCCCUACAGAAUCUCCGACACCGACAAUAAGUUCACAGUCAUCGGAUGCCGAACACUGGCGUACAUCAGCGACGAUGAAGACAAGGGAAAGUUCAUGAGUGGGUGCGUGGCCAUGUGCCGGCGUGGCAAUGUGACGACCCUGACCAACGGCUCCUGCUCCGGGAUAGGCUGCUGCCAGACGGCCAUUCCCGAGGGGCUGCAGUACUACAAAGUCAGGUUUGACACAAACUUCAACACGUUGGAUAUCUACAACGUCAGCACCUGCAGCUACGCAGUGCUGAUGGACCGGACUAAUUUCACCUUUCAAACGAGCUACGUGACUUCGUCGGAGUUCAACAGUACCAACAGAGGGAGAGCUCCGAUUGUUCUGGAUUGGGCUGUUGGAAAUGAGACCUGCGAGGUUGCUAUCAAGCAGGACUCGUACGCGUGUGUCAGCACCCACAGCAAGUGCUUCAACUCGUCCAACGGACCAGGCUACAUCUGCAAAUGCUCCGAAGGGUUCGACGGCAAUCCUUACCUGCAGGAUCCAGAGGAGGGAUGCAGAGAUAUUGACGAGUGCAAGGAUCCGAAUAACUACCCAUGCCACGGAACUUGUAACAAUACAGAAGGCGGGUUUCAGUGUUUUUGUCCUACUGGUACCCGAGGCAAUGCGUCUAGUGGACCAUGCGUUAAAGUGACAACCAAAGAAGUACGGGUAGCUAUAGGAAUUUUCAGCACUAUGUUCUUUGGCCUUAUUAUUUUUCUUGGGGUAGUAUGGACCAAGCAGAAACGGCAGAUUAUAAGACAAGAUUUGAUCAGAAAAAGGGAUGCAUAUUUUCGUCAGCAUGGAGGACAACUGUUAAUUGAUAUGAUGAAAAUUGAGAACAACAUUUCAUUUAAGUUGUAUAGCCGAGAAGACAUAGAGUUGGCAACAAACAACUUCGAUGACAAGGAAGUCAUUGGCGAGGGAGGUCAGGGGACUGUUUUCAAAGGGUAUAAUCUUGAUCCAGGCAACGAUCCAGUUGCAAUAAAGAGAUGCAAGGGAUUCGACAAGAAUAGGAUGACAGAAUUCGGACAGGAGCUGCUCAUACUUUCUCGAGUCACACACAAAAACAUUGUCAAACUUCUUGGUUGCAGCUUGCACUUUGAAGCUCCAGUUCUAGUGUACGAAUUUGUGCCAAAUAAAACUCUACACCAUCUAAUCCAUCUCCAGGAUGAGGCCUCCAUCAGAACACUGCAGAUCCGUCUGAAAAUUGCCGCCGAGUCUGCUGACGCACUUGCAUACCUACAUACACUUAACCACCCAAUCUUUCAUGGGGAUGUGAAGUCUGCCAACAUUCUUUUAGGCCACGAUCUUUCUGCUAAGGUCUCUGAUUUUGGGUGCUCGCUGAUACGGUCAGCUGAAGAAAACCUUCAAGUAGUUAAGGGUACAAUGGGCUACUUGGAUCCAGAGUACCUAUUAAACUUUGAGCUCACUGAAAAGAGCGAUGUUUACAGCUUUGGUGUUGUUCUUCUGGAACUCCUAACACGCAGGAAGGCACUAUCCAAAGAGAAGGAGACCCUGGUGUCUGUGUUCAAGGAAGCGUCGAAGGAGGGCAACCUUUGGGAGGUUGUGGACAGGGAGAUAGCCGACCAAGACAACAUGGAGCUUAUAUGUCAAGUGGCGGAGCUGGCAGGUCAGUGCUUGGCUAUGACUGGUGCGCGCAGGCCAACGAUGAGCCAGGUGGCAGUGGAACUCCGUCAAAUUGCAAGUACGGCACGACAGCGUACUGGAGAACUUCAUGGUGUUAGCCCACUCACAUUGCAGGGAAGGCCAGCUACUGAUACAUCGGAUGGCUAUACCGGGGAAGAAACCACUCAGUACUACAGCCUUAAGAAGAAAGCCUCGAUGAGCAUAGAAUUUGCAAGAUGAAAUUAAUAUGCCCAUUUAUUGCCGUGUCACGGAUCGAAUAAAUUUUCAUCUAUAUCUUGUUUCGAUAUUUUAAAGAUAUUCUAAUUCAGUUUGUUAUAACACAUGCCCCUGAUAUGAAAUGUAAGCUAUUGUACAUUUGGAGCUUGA